AUUAAAAUAAACGUGUACAACAUUGCGCGCGCAUUUUGUCGGUUUGUUGCUGCAAUUGCAACUUAAGUUUCACAAAAAGCAAAAUGGAAAUUCCCGACGAAUUCCUGGUGGACGCGGAUUCGUUCUACGUCGGCAUCGACCGGCUGCAAUAUUUGUCGUGCCGGAGCUGCUCUCGGUUCACUCUGUUCCUGGUGUACCUUCCGCCCAACGACGGCAACCAGCACGUCGUUUUCGGUCUUCAGAAAGACCAACUCCUGUUCUGCCCGGGCUGCGUCCCCCGGCGGCAGCACCUGCUCCAGAUGUACCCGCAGCUCGGCGAAAGUGUCCUCUGCGAUAGCGCUCUGCUGGCGGCGUUGCAGGGCUUUGAGUACUCGAAUCCGUUUUACCGGAAGUACGCCCGUAUGGCGCGCACCCUCGUGACGGUCGAGACUCGCUUGGAUGGAGAGCUGCCGGCCGAUUCAUUCUGCCUGGCGCUGGACGCGCGCUUCGAGCUCGUGCGACGGCUGUUUGGCGGAGUUCACGCUGGAGAACUGGAAGUAUUCGGGGCUGCAGGAGAUUGGGACGGUGCUGGCGGCCAAGGCCGCGGAGAUCAGACAGUUUUACAGGGAAAGUCAGCUGAUGAGGUCACCGGUUCGGGUCGAGGCUUGCCCGGUGGUGGAGGAGAUUCGGGAAGAGGGGGAAAGAACCGCUGGUUGACGUCGGAUCUAGUCAGGAGGAGUGAAACACUGAAUGCCACCCUUCAGCCGUACAUUGCCGUAGACAAACGGUUCAAUCUGACCGUGCUAAGCUCCAAAUCUCCUUACUCGUGCGGCAUUUGCCUGUUGACCGAGAAGGAUGUACUUCGGUUUGGGGAAUUUAUCGAAAAGCAGCAAAAGAAGGACAUUUUCCGGUGCCAUUACUUUUGUCUGCUAACCGGAACAUACAUCGUACAGAACGGGAGGGAGACGUCGGGAGUUCUCGGAUUUCUCGUGAACGACAUCUACAGUUCGUUCAAGAGGUACCGCCAAAACAAGUGCUGCUACUGUGGCCAGCUUUCGGCAGCCGUCGUAUGCGUUGAACCGGGUUGCGAGAGAUCGUUUCACUACAUUUGUGGCGUCAAAAACAACUGCCUGACUCAGUUUAGCGGCCCAAAUCCAUCCUACUGUCACGAACAUGCCCCGAAUGACCACCCGGAAUGUCACAGCGAAAAUCAAACCUGCUGGAUCUGCUGUGAGGAAAUUGGCCCGUACAAUCCGGUAGCGAGCUUUUGCUCGGUGUGCCCGCCGGAGCACGAAACCGGCAAAACCGAAAUCGGCUGGUACCAUCGGAUGUGCGUGCAAAAGUUUGCCUUCCAAGCCGGUUACUACUUCAAGUGUCCCAACUGCUUCGAAAUGAACGAGUUCACCGAGUACGCCAGAAUGCACGGCAUUUUCGUUCCGAUGCGGGACGCCAGCUGGGAGCGGGAAAAGUACGCCUUCAAGGACAUCCAUCUGUCCAAGUGCAGCGCCGAGGGCUGCAAAGUGUCGGGAAAAAAGUCGAAACAACUGGUCGGCUGUAAGGCGUGUGGAGGCGCAACCAUGCACAUGACUUGCGCCGGGGUGGACGAUCCCAGCGAGUACGUGUGCCCUGAUUGUAUGGAUGCAACGUUUAUUAAACUGUUUUAGGACCGCCACGUUAUUCGAUCUCAUGUAAAUCCCACCAUUAACUCUUAAUCGUAAAAUAGAUUAAACAAGCAGAACAUUCAAAAUUUAAA
Culex quinquefasciatus (southern house mosquito) is the source of this 1732-nucleotide messenger RNA. RefSeq names its product PHD finger protein 7-like. Lineage: Eukaryota; Metazoa; Arthropoda; Insecta; Diptera; Culicidae. Gene Ontology annotation, cellular component: nucleus. The record is from RefSeq and is a predicted model, not a curated record.